Messenger RNA from Ornithodoros turicata, 2440 nucleotides. Its product is annotated as fatty acid CoA ligase Acsl3-like. The record is from RefSeq and is a predicted model, not a curated record. NCBI's taxonomy places the organism in Eukaryota, Metazoa, Arthropoda, Arachnida, Ixodida, Argasidae. The transcript has 17 exons. Bases 175 to 2310 code for a protein of 711 amino acids. Gene Ontology annotation, molecular function: palmitoyl-CoA ligase activity. Gene Ontology annotation, cellular component: endoplasmic reticulum; plasma membrane; lipid droplet. Gene Ontology annotation, biological process: neuron differentiation; long-chain fatty acid metabolic process; long-chain fatty-acyl-CoA metabolic process.
UCAUGUAUGCUGAGGAUGUUGCGCUGCAGUUGAAUGCCCGGAACACAGCGCAUGUAUCGUUUUCCCGAAUGCAUCGCUCGUAAUCAUAUUACCCAUAGCAGAGCCGUGGCGUGAACAUCUCUCCGGUCUCGUCCUGAUGAACACGUGCUAUUAGGCCAUCCGUUGACGCCAAAAAUGCGCUGGUCCCGGGCUCAGAGAUCAGUCAUGUAUGGCCUCACGGUCGUGUUCCGGGUCAUUGCCACAGUCUACGACGUGGUUACAUUGCCCAUAUAUGUCUUUGUUCAAUGGCCUUGGGAUCGGGUUCGCAAGCAGAAGACCGUCUGGGCAAUUCGUGUGAGGAAGGAUGACGCCUCGUCGGCCAUUAUCAGAACGACGCCAGACGUCACUUCGCCGAUGUUCAAAGGCAUCGGCACCAUGGACGCCCUCUUUCGGCGAACGGUGGAAAAAUUUGGAAAUAACAUAUGCUUAGGUUCGCGGGAAGUGAAGGACGAGACCCUCGAGGUCAUCCAAGGAAAAACCAUGGUGAAGUACACUCUGGGCGACUACAAGUGGAAGACCUUCAGGGAAGUCGACGUCAGAGUGGAGGCCAUCGGGAAAGGAAUUCGGUCGCUCGGGGUAGAGCCUCGAUCGCACGUCGUCAUAUUUGCGGAAACGAGGGAGGAAUGGAUGAUGGCCGCCCUGGCAUGCUUUAGGAACUGCAUCGUAGUGUGCACCAUCUAUGCCACUCUCGGGGACGACGGUAUCGUCCAUGGUGUGAACGAGACGGAAGUCCACGUUAUUAUAACGUCGGAGGAGCUGCUAUCGAGGCUUCAGCAUCUCAUGACUCGGCUGCCUAACAUUAAGCACGUCGUCUACAUGCGUGCAAGAGGGAAAUCGGGCCACAUCCCGCGAAUGGGCGAUGCCCAGGUGUUACCCUUCGACGCGUUGUUACGUUUGGACGACGACAAAGUGUCUACGGACACGGUGGUGCCUGAGCCCGAGGACCCUGCGAUUAUUAUGUACACCAGCGGAUCUACUGGACAACCUAAAGGCGUUAUAAUCACCAACAGCAACAUGAUGGCCUUCAUGAGGGGCGUUGCCAAUGUACUCUACAGAUUCGGGCCCGAGGAUACCUUCAUCGGAUUCCUACCGCUGGCCCACGUAAUGGAAAUUGCCGCCGAAUCCGUGUUCAUGGCUUUGGGAGUCAGGAUCGGGUAUUCGAGCCCGUUUACUCUCACGGACAAAGGCACUGCAUUGAAACCAGGCAUUCGUGGAGACGCAACAGUGCUCACACCCACGGUCAUGAUUGCGGUUCCGCUGUUGCUGAACCGCAUUCAAAAAGCUAUCGAAGAAAACAUUGCAAGCAAGGGAUGCCUAAGCAGAGCCCUCUUCCGUUUCGCUGUUGACUACAAGGCCUUCUGGAGAGCGUACGGGUUCACCACGCCGUUUCUUAACACGGUUGUGUUUAGGAAAACGAAGCAGGUGUUAGGCGGCCGUUUGAAGCUAAUCAUCUGCGGUUCCGCACCGCUCUCGCGGAAGACCCACAGGUUGCUUUCCACCUGCAUGGAUUGUCCCGUAGCUAUUGGCUAUGGUCUCACGGAAACUACAGCCGGUGCUACGCUGCAGGAUGUGGAUGACAACGAGUGUCCCGUGGCAGGUCCGCCACUUACUGGCACGUACAUCAAGUUGGAAGACUGGCAAGAAGGUGGCUAUUCUACGCGGGACGUACCAAACCCCAGAGGCGAAGUCGUCGUUGGAGGACCCACCGUCACUGCAGGCUACUACAAAAGACCCGAACUAACGGCGCAGUACUACGAAGAGAAGGACGGCAUACGCUGGUUCCAUACGGGAGAUAUCGGCGAACUGCUGCCCAACGGGAACGUCAAAAUCAUAGACCGCCGCAAGGACCUGGUGAAGCUUCAGUAUGGAGAGUACGUUUCCUUGGGCAAAGUGGAGUCCGUCCUGAUAACGAACGCCCUCGUAGAUAACGUAUGCGUGUGCGGCAAUUCGCUUAGCACGUACACGGUCGCACUCGUCAUGCCCAAUGAGGCUGCACUGAGAGAAUUUGCACGAUCCUUGAACAUUGGCGAGAAGGCGAGCAUGGAGGUCAUCUGCGAGGACCCUAAUGUCAUCAGCGCUGUAACCCUUACCUUGAUAGGGCAUUGCCAAAGAGGCGGCCUCAUGAAAUUCGAGAUCCCACAAAAGUACAAGCUGUGUAAAGAGGUGUGGUCACCCAACAACGAACUCGUGACGGCUGCGCUUAAGAUUCGACGUCUCCAGCUGUACAAAUUUUACGACAAAGACAUCAAGGCUCUGUACAGCGAAGGAUAGCCGUUAGGUCGUCUGCCACCACUUACCGAAUUACUGUGUGCAUUCACACGGGGAACGAAGGACGUGCACUUCGGUAUGGUUACAAAUGGUGAUUGAUUGCCACGGAACAAUACAGAAUAUUGACGUGAUA